Messenger RNA from Camelina sativa (false flax), 1041 nucleotides. Lineage: Eukaryota; Viridiplantae; Streptophyta; Magnoliopsida; Brassicales; Brassicaceae. The record is from RefSeq and is a predicted model, not a curated record.
AUUUCCCUAAUUCCAAAUUCUUCUCAACUUCCUCAUUAAAAAAAAAAAACCAAAACCAAAAAAUAUAUAAUCUCUUCAUGCUUAGCCUAUCAUGAGCAACAUCCCCAGAUCUCUCACCGACUCAGAUCUUUCUCUAUUUCUUCUUAUAAUCUCUUCUGCUGUUGAUCCUUGGCCUUUUUCUAUCACCGUCUUCUAGCAUCAACCCCCGCUCCAACACCUUCUUCUUUUUACCUCCUCGUCGAUCUUUUUACUCAUUCGUUGUGUUUUCUUGUUUGGUUUCGGUGCAAAAGGUUCCUUCUUUUUGAUGGGUUUUGAGGAAUCUAAUCAAAAACAGAGUCCAAAACAGAGUCCGAAGCAGAUGGUGUUCAACUUUCACUUUCAUGUCCCUCAUCUCCACAUACUCCACCAUCACCACCAUAACCAUCAUGAUGUUCCUAAAGGCUGUGUUGCGAUCUUGGUUGGACACGAAGACGACGAGGAAGGUCUACACAGAUUCGUUGUUCCUUUGGUGUUCUUGAGUCAUCCUCUGUUCUUGGACCUCUUGAAAGAAGCUGAAAAGGAGUAUGGGUUCAAGCACGCUGGUCCUAUUACGAUCCCUUGCCGUGUUGAUGAGUUUAAGCAUGUUCAAGAAAUCAUCGACGAGGAGACUCAUCGCCGUCGUCAUAGUCAUGGUGGUCACGGCCACAACCAUACCCACCACAACAACCAUCUCCGAUGUUUCUGAAGUCUAAUUUGAUUUCGUUGGUUUGGUUUUGGGUUUGACAUGUAAUUGGUUUUGGAUUUGAUUGGUUUGGUUUGGUUUGACAGAUCUCUUUUUUUGAGAUUUUUUUUUAGUUUGCUUAAUCUCUUUUUUUCUUUUCUUUUCUUUUAGUGUAGUUUGAUGAUGAUGAUGAUGAUGAUGAUAAUGAUGAAAAAAACAAAGAGUAAUUCAAAUGUGAAUGCUUUUUUUUCUUCUAUUAAAGAAUGUAAUCGUGAGGAAUAAGGGAAUAAUCGUAUUAUUUGAUUUUUAUUUUAUUGAAAGGAAUGUGAAUAUUUCUUUUC